Molecule: messenger RNA, 1728 nt
Organism: Suillus clintonianus
Lineage: Eukaryota; Fungi; Basidiomycota; Agaricomycetes; Boletales; Suillaceae
Product: Dihydroorotate dehydrogenase-domain-containing protein
Exons: 6
Coding region: 63-1400 (445 amino acids)
Biological process (GO): 'de novo' pyrimidine nucleobase biosynthetic process; pyrimidine ribonucleotide biosynthetic process
Cellular component (GO): cytoplasm; mitochondrial inner membrane
Molecular function (GO): dihydroorotate dehydrogenase activity
Source: RefSeq, a predicted model, not a curated record
UGCUACAUUGUUCGGUACCGGUUCGACGUUUUCACUUCAACGUAGUUCCCUGCAAAGCCAGCAUGGCCGCCAUGCACCUCCGCACAACUGGUUUUCAUCAUGUUCUACAAAAGCAAGCUGCCCAUCGUUCACCUGUGUUUGCGCGGAAGUUAACCACGGCAUCAUCAUCGUCAUCCCAGUCUUCUGCCCGCACUGCUAUCUACGCAACAGUGUUCGCUGCUUCUGUUGGUCUGUUUGGUGUCUACUACUAUGAUGCACGUUCCGCAAUCCACCGUUAUGUUUUGACACCUGUACUACGUCGUACAUUCGAUGCAGAAACUGGACACAAGAUUGCCGUCAAAGUCCUUCGUAGCGGACUUGGCCCGCGGGACCCUGUGCAGGAUGAUGAAAGAUUGCGGUCUGAGUUUUGGGGUCGCGAAUUAUCCAAUCCCGUUGGCUUGGCAGCUGGUUUCGACAAGGAUGGCGAAGCUAUUGAUGGUAUCCUUGAUCUCGGCUUUAGCUGGGUUGAAAUAGGAAGCGUCACUCCCAAACCUCAGCCUGGAAACCCAAAGCCACGUGUAUUUCACCUUCCCGAUGAUGCAGCACUCAUCAACCGGUACGGAUUUCCCUCGCAAGGCGCUACCUCCAUGAUUUCCCGCCUUCGCGCUCGCAUACCCAAAUUCCAUGAGACGAAAGAUGAUACGACUGCUGCCCUCAAACCUGGGUCAGUUCUUGCAAUCAACCUAGGUAAAAAUAAAUCUUCUCCGGUCGAGUCUCCAGAGGAUUUUGUCACUGGUGUGAAAACCUUCGGCCCGUAUGCUGAUGUUUUGGUUGUCAAUGUCUCUAGCCCAAACACACCUGGACUACGCGGUCUUCAAAAUCGAGAGCUAUUGGAAGAUUUACUUACCAGUGUCACAAAAGCCCGAGAUGAACUAGAACCGUCGCCGAUCACAGCACGGCGACCGCGCUUGGUGCUGAAAAUCGCACCUGACCUCGAGGAGUCCCAAAUUAUUGAUAUUGCAGACCUCAUUCGCAAGAGCAAGAUUGAUGGCGUCAUCGUCAGCAACACUACUAUCAGUCGCCCCGCGAGUCUUAUGGAUCCCAACAAAUCUGAGAUGGGCGGUCUCUCGGGUGCGCCCUUGAAGCCGCGUGCAUUACAGGUUUUGAAAACUCUGCGCGCACACGUUCCUGCAAGCAUUCCGCUGAUAGGCUGCGGGGGUAUCAGCACGGGCGCUGAUGCGUUGGAUUAUGCUCGGGCGGGUGCUUCACUGGUUCAAGUGUACACUGGCUUUGGCUAUGACGGAGUAGGGACUUGUAGACGCAUCAAGGACGAACUGGAGGCCCUGCUCAGAGCGGAGAACACAACAUGGAAGGCUGUUGUUGAUGAAUCUGUGCGGAAGCUCAGUUGGACGGAGUCAUGACCAGACUCAGAACGCAAAGGGACACUCAUACAACAGGGGCAGGAACUCGCUUCUGGACCAGCUUGGAGAGCGGAUGAGUGAGCUGAUAUGGAUGUCCGCAAACUUGUACCACAGGAGGUCCUUAUUAAAACACAGUGCUAUAUAUUAGGGCUGAGCCCUAUGUAGAUAUACUACCCCGUGCGGUGGAGUGUUCAGUAUUGAAGACAUAGCUGAAACUCGGCAGAAUCAACAAUGCAAGGAGAAUGGAAAUUUAUAGAAAGUGUCAAUGAGGUGCACGUCACGUGUUCCUAGUCUGACCGUGUGAUCAUACCUAGGAUCCUAUAUUAUU